CACUGUUUCGGAUGAUCCCAUUGGUCUUACGGUUACUGAAAUGUAUGGAGGAACAAAUGAUAUUGACACAAUUGGUCAAUACAAUGGACAAUUGAUUGACGAUGAAGAAUUGAAUCUGAUGCGAGUGGAACCUGUAUGGCAGGGGUUUGUCUCCCAGACAAAUGAUCGCACCAUGUUAGGAAAUGGGAAGCUUCUAAAUGAUAGUGGAAGAUCACGACUUGAAGAUAUCUGUAUGGAAGAUGAUCAGCAUGGUUCGGUUAGGUCAAUUGGAGUGGGGAUUAACAGUGAUGCUGCUGACUUUGGCAGUGAAGUGCAUGGAAGUUUGAUUGGGGGUAGUAGCGAAGGGGAUUUAGAAUAUUUCCGUGAUCGAGAUGUCGGGAUUGGUGGCUCCAAACACAGUCAUGAUUUGGAUAACAUUUCGAACAAAUCGAUAAAAAGCAAGAAAAAAAGUGACAAGAGUGAGUUGAAUAAAUACAUCAUUGGGGGUGAUAAAGAUGCACGCUUACAGAUGAAAACGAAUAAUGAUGUGAACUUCUCAUUCCCCCAAACUUUAAAUGAUGGCCAGAUUAUUCAAGCUGGUCCCAGUAAGGCUCUAUGGUCAAGUAGUUGUAAUGUGGACGAAAGAGAUGAUCGUCUUAAUGCAUAUGUGGGAACCGAUGACAUGCUUUCUUCUUGGAGGCGAAAGAGCAGCGAUUCUUCUCCCGUUAAAAGUUCUAGGGAUGAUAAUAAUGCUAAUAUGGUGAGGUCAACAAACUCUUCCCCGACCACAUUAUCAAAUUAUGGGUAUACUGAAACAGAUCAUGCCAAGCUAGAAGAGGAUGAAAAAGGUGGCACUGAAAGGGAAGACGAACUAGGCGCCUCACUAGAUGAUGAAGAGGCUGCUGCUGUGCAAGAGCAGGUAAGGCAAAUAAAAGCCCAGGAGGAGGAGUUUGAAACCUUCAAUCUGAAGAUUGUGCACAGGAAAAACAGAACUGGCUUUGAGGAAGACAAGCAUUUCCAUGUUGUUUUGAAUUCGGUAAUAGCUGGCCGUUAUCAUGUCACUGAGUAUCUGGGAUCUGCUGCAUUUAGCAAAGCUAUACAAGCUCAUGACCUGCACACGGGCAUGGAUGUUUGUGUUAAAAUUAUAAAAAACAACAAGGACUUCUUUGACCAAAGCCUUGAUGAAAUCAAGCUUCUGAAGUAUGUCAAUAAGCAUGAUCCUGCUGACAAGUAUCACCUUCUGCGAUUAUAUGAUUAUUUCUAUUAUAGAGAACAUUUGUUAAUAGUAUGCGAGCUACUUAAAGCCAAUUUGUACGAGUUUCAUAAAUUCAACAGAGAAUCAGGCGGUGAAGUCUACUUCACAAUGCCUAGAUUACAGUCAAUUACCAUUCAGUGUUUGGAAGCACUUCAGUUUUUGCACAGCCUUGGACUAAUACAUUGCGACCUAAAGCCGGAGAACAUUUUGGUUAAAAGCUAUAGCAGAUGUGAGGUGAAGGUCAUUGAUCUUGGAAGUAGUUGUUUUGAGACGGAUCACCUUUGCUCCUAUGUUCAGUCCAGGUCCUAUCGUGCACCUGAGGUCAUUUUGGGACUUUCAUAUGACAAGAAGAUUGAUAUUUGGUCACUUGGAUGCAUCUUGGCAGAACUUUGCACUGGCAAUGUUCUUUUCCAAAAUGAUUCCCCUGCAACAUUACUCGCCCGGGUGAUUGGGAUCAUUGGUCCAAUUGAUCAAAGUAUGCUUGCAAAGGGACGAGAUACAUACAAGUACUUCACCAAAAAUCAUAUGCUUUAUGAACGGAAUCAGGAAUCCAACAAGUUAGAAUACCUGAUCCCGAAAAAGACGUCAUUGAGGCAUAGAUUGCCGAUGGGAGAUCAAGGUUUCAUUGACUUUGUUGCUCAUUUGCUCGAGGUUAACCCAAAGAAGCGGCCCUCUGCGGCUGAGGCCUUGAAGCACCCUUGGUUAUCAUACCCCUAUGAACCCAUAUCAUCUUGAAGUAUUCAGCAGUUUCUUUCUCUUUUGAUGAUGACGCUUAACCCCCUAAGUCGGUUAAAAUACGACAUUGAGAUGGAAGGCACUGCUGCUAUACAUUAUUGCUGCUUCUCAUCAUCCAUUUUAAAGAUGUAUGGAAAGAUUUAUGCCCUUUCACAACCCUGCAAAAAUGCGUCGCUGAAAGGUGUUUGGUUUUCUCGGGUAAUGCUUGUCUCCCUCCUCCUCCCCCUCCUCCUCCUCCUCCUCCUCCUCCUCCUCAGUUCUUCAAAUUGUAUUCUAGUUAACCAUGACUCAAUGAUGUAAUAUUUUUAACUCGAACGACGUAACGGUAGGUUGCGGAUUUUCUUUCCUUUGUUUGCUGAUAUUGGGAGGGAAAUCUUUGAUAUCUUUGGCUUGUACAUGAUGUUGGAUAAUCCUUUUUAGGCUUAUUUUAGUAGUAUCUUGUGAAAGUAGAAUGAAUACCUAUAAGAUUUUGAAAUGGGGUUUGAUUCCACUGUUGGAAGCACCAAUUGGAAGCAAAGGUGGUGAAAUAUGAUGAGAAAUGGUUGACACAUGCAAGUUUUUGAAGUCCCUGUUGGUUGGAAUGCUAUGAGCCUAUGAAGAACCUUCUCCAAUUUGGUUUUUAAUGGUUCUAGUUAAUAUUGGUAGCAAAAAUGGGUUCAAAGUUCAACGAAGGUUGUGGACUCUUGCAUUGCAUGGCAUUAGAUAAUUGUUUAAUUACAUGGAUGCCGAGAUGAAUUUCUGAAUUAGCUUGUUUAUCCCCAAUUAUUGCACCAACUUUUGUUUUUUUGUUUCUCGUUAAAGUGUUAUGGUUCAUGUAAAUAUAUUUCUUCUA
Messenger RNA from Arachis duranensis, 2801 nucleotides. RefSeq lists its product as uncharacterized. Gene Ontology annotation, cellular component: cytoplasm. The record is from RefSeq and is a predicted model, not a curated record. Lineage: Eukaryota; Viridiplantae; Streptophyta; Magnoliopsida; Fabales; Fabaceae. Gene Ontology annotation, biological process: peptidyl-threonine phosphorylation; peptidyl-serine phosphorylation. Gene Ontology annotation, molecular function: protein serine/threonine kinase activity; protein tyrosine kinase activity; ATP binding.